Loxodonta africana (African savanna elephant) is the source of this 3068-nucleotide messenger RNA. Its product is annotated as olfactory receptor 52M1-like. Lineage: Eukaryota; Metazoa; Chordata; Mammalia; Proboscidea; Elephantidae. The transcript has a single exon. Gene Ontology annotation, molecular function: G protein-coupled receptor activity; olfactory receptor activity. The record is from RefSeq and is a predicted model, not a curated record. Gene Ontology annotation, cellular component: plasma membrane. Gene Ontology annotation, biological process: G protein-coupled receptor signaling pathway. Bases 523 to 1476 code for a protein of 317 amino acids.
UUUCCAACUUUUUAUUGCUAUAAAAAUCAGCAGUUGCAAAUAGCUAACCAGUGUUUGUUAUCAAUGUUAUUAUUAUUGUUAUUGAUACAGUGAAAGGAGAAGUAUAUGUAGAUACUGAGAUGAGCACAUCAUAUGGGUUUGCGUUUAAUCAUUGAACAUAGAACUUGUAUGUAUUUACAAUUUCCUUUAAGAAAAGUUCCCCAAAGCAAAUCAACUAGGUCAAUGGGGAUAAACAUUUUGGGGGACUUCUACAGUGUAGCAGGACAAUUUCACAGUAGAAAUAACGAAAAGGCCUGUUUCUACAUUUAACAAGGGGGUGAUAUCAUGGACAGUUUCUUUUCCAAAUAUUUAAAAUAUUGAUUUUCAAGUUGGCGUUCAGAAAUCUUCUUCAUUAUAGGUUCCACCACUUGCCCAGGAUAGAAAUGAGAAGCUAGUCUACAGUUGCCAGAGGCAGUGUCUUACACAGGCAUAGAAGUCUAAAACUAAGACCUCCUGCCUACUGGCUACAUCACAUUCCCAAACAUGUUUACCUCUAAUAACGCCUGCUCAGCGCCUACCUCCUUCUUGCUAACUGGCAUCCCAGGGCUGGAAUCCUUGCACAUCUGGUUCUCCAUUCCCUUUGGUUCCAUGUACCUUGUGGCUGUAUUGGGGAAUGUGACCAUUCUACUGGUGGUAAGGGUGGAACAAAGUCUGCACCAGCCCAUGUACUUCUUCCUGUGCAUGUUGGCCAUCAUUGACUUGGUCCUGUCAACCUCUACCAUGCCCAAAUUACUGGCCAUCUUCUGGUUUGGUGCCUGCAACAUUGGUCUGGACGCCUGCUUGACCCAGAUGUUCUUCGUCUACUGUUUCGCCACUAUUGAGUCAGGCAUCUUCCUUGCCAUGGCUUUUGAUUGCUAUGUGGCCAUAUGUGACCCACUACGUCACACAUCAGUGCUCACCCAUGAGGUAGUGGGCUGUUUGGGGCUGGCUGCACUCCUCCGGGGGCUACUUUACGUUGGACCCCUGCCCCUGAUGAUCCGCCUUAGGCUGUCCCUUUAUCAGACUCAAAUAAUUGCCCAUUCUUAUUGUGAGCACAUGGCAGUGGUUACCUUGGCAUGUGGUGACACAACAGUCAACAACUUAUAUGGAAUGGGAAUUGGAUUCCUGAUAUUGACACUGGAUUCAUUAGCCAUCACUGCCUCCUAUGUGAUGAUUUUCAGGGCUAUGAUGGGUCUGGCAACCCCUGAAGCCAAGCUUAAAGCCCUGGGGACAUGUGGUUCUCACAUCUGCGCCAUCCUUGUUUUCUAUAUCCCCAUUGCUCUUUCCUCUCUCACCUACCGCUUUGGCCAUCAUGUGCCUCCCCAUAUCCAUAUCCUUCUGGCCAACUUUUAUCUCCUCAUCCCACCUAUCCUUAACCCAGUUGUAUAUGCUGUCCAUUCCAAGCAGAUCCGAGAGAGACUUCUACAUAUUGUUAAGGCAGGAGCUCAACCCAGGUGACUGUUCUGCAUCUAUGGCACAUAUAAAUGUUUAGUAAUGGCAGAAAAGGCUUGACUGUGGAAACCUCUGCAAUCCCUGGGUCUUACCUGAUCUGUGGGGAUAAGAGUCUAAGUGAAAUGCUAGAGCCUAUUUUGUUUGAUCAUGAGUUUUCUGUGUGGUGUAGACCCAACUUCAGGAAAUGGAGAGGGAAAAUCAGGGCAUGAGUUUUGUACUACAAUAUCCCUUUUCAUACCUAUUUAACUUCAUAAAACUAAGCAUAAUAAGCACAAGCAUACAGAUCACAAGAAGUAAGAUUUCUAUCCUCCACCCUUUUGGCAGAUAAUUUCUAAUGUCUCUUUGAGAGUGUCAUAAAGCACAAUUUCCAGAAGGUACAUUAUACUCUAACACCUUCUUGAAGACAGUCUACAAUUCUGUUAGUAAAGGUCUGGAAAAUUUCAAUUGUGUUGGCAAGCUUUGCCAGUCCUUUUACUUUCCCCAGAAAAACAUGGAGGCAAUAUGUGAUAAAUCUUAAUCUAAUGAGUUUUGGAAUGAGACCUUACUGUCCACUGGAAUCGAAGUCCUUAAACCAGGUUAUUCCCCAAUCUAAAUAGACAAAUGGCUGUGCAAUAUCCCAUAUCUCCUUCUAAUAAUAGGGUUAACAGGGAGCAGGAAGGAGGAGACAAGGGAAGGACUUUAGGAAAUUUCAUUUCAGAGGAUCUGAAUGGCAUACGUGAAACUGAGGGAAGAAGGUAACCAUGAAAUAUUGAUAUUAAGGAGACUGGGUAAAGGAUUGAAAAUCAGGGGGCAGUGAUUGUUCACUUUUUCAAAAUUUUGGCCUUCCAUGCAGGAGACUCACAUUUGAUUCCCGGCCAGUGCACCCCACGCACAGCCACCACCUGUCUGCCAAUGGAGGCUUGCAUAUUGCUAUGAUGCUGAACAGGUUUCAACAGAGCUUCCAGACUAAGACAGGCUAGGAAGAAAGGCAGAAGGCCUGAUGGUCCACUUCCAAAAAUCAGCCAAAGAAAACCCUAUGGCUCACAACAGUCUGAUCCACACGCAUUCAUGGGAAUGGCACCGGACUGGGCAGUGGUUCAUUCUGUUGUGCGUGAGGCCACCAUAAGUCGAGGGCUGACUAGACGGUAGCUAACAACUAUGCUUAUAUGUUGUUAGUAUGUAAAGGCUUUAUAAGCUUCCAAGCUGCCCCAGCUAUGCACAGAAGAAACAAGCAAGGGAUUGUGACUACAAAGGAGCUAGAAGUAGAGUAUCAUUACCCUGGAGUAUUUGUGUUGGUGUCAGAGGAAAUCAUGAGAACAGAGGUGGGAAACAAGGGAAAGGAGAACUUUAGGUUCUUGCCACUCCCUUCACCUCCUAAGCUUCCACAGCUCCCAAAUUUCUACACCCCAGCUGACACGGGCUUAGAGAUCAUCUUUCAAGGCUAAAUAAAAUAGAGAGGUGAUAUAGAUGUACAUAUGGACAUAGACAUAAGUUUAUAACUUAUAAACAGUAGUCUCUGUGCAAACAAAAAGGUCACAAGAUAAAUGUAGAAGAAUGCACUUGUGGAAGAUGGUGUAUGAGGGCUUGUGUGAGCAGUAAAGCUGCACUUGUCAGCAUUA